UCUCCCUCUCCCUCCAGUCCUCCAGCUGUUUCCCUGAAACCUAUUAUCCCCUGGGCAUACUGGAGCAUGUUGCUGGCUCCACAUGCCUUAUUGUUUGACAGAGCCCGCUGAUUGGUUUAGACUGUGGGAAACCUGAAUCAGAGUAAGACUCACACAUUCAUAUGGAGAUGCUGUAGUAUAAAUAGGAGGGAUGAAGCCAGCAGAGAUCGGUGCUAUCUACAGAGACUUCUAGAGCACAGAAAUCCAAGCAUGGCACCUAAAGUCACUGCAGCAAUGACCAGUACCCCAGAGCAUCUGACAAUGACUCACAAGCUCAGAAAGCCUCUGGUGGAGAAGUUACGCAGAGAGCGAAUCAACACCUGCAUUGAGCAGCUCAAGUCUCUCCUGGGUCCAGAGUUCCUCAAACAGCAGCCAGACUCCAACCUGGAGAAGGCAGACAUCCUGGAGAUGACCGUUUGCUUCCUCACACAGCUACAGCUGCAGAACCAGCAGCAGAGAAACCUGCUGAACAGCUUCAGCAAGCUGCAGACAGCUUCUGAUGAAAAUCUGAGAGAGGAUGACCUCUUUCCUCUGAGUUCCACAGUCCAGACAAGCACCACGAAAGACAACAGCGCCCUGUGGAGGCCGUGGUAGAGACUCACAUAAAGUAGUCCCUAAUACAAUGGUUUAAAAGACCAUAUUGGUCAAAGAUUACUGGACUGAAUUCCUUGAAAUUCUUUGUACUUUUUCUUCUGUAGUUACAGAAGUCUUUACUUUGUGUGCUUAAUGUGUAAUUUCCUGGUAAAUGACACCAGUACUGUUUUUCAUGUUAAGAAA
Maylandia zebra (zebra mbuna) is the source of this 816-nucleotide messenger RNA. Its product is annotated as transcription factor HES-5-like. Gene Ontology annotation, molecular function: protein dimerization activity. NCBI's taxonomy places the organism in Eukaryota, Metazoa, Chordata, Actinopteri, Cichliformes, Cichlidae. The record is from RefSeq and is a predicted model, not a curated record.